Galeopterus variegatus (Sunda flying lemur) is the source of this 5465-nucleotide messenger RNA. RefSeq names its product zinc finger protein 596 (gene ZNF596). The transcript has 8 exons. NCBI's taxonomy places the organism in Eukaryota, Metazoa, Chordata, Mammalia, Dermoptera, Cynocephalidae. The record is from RefSeq and is a predicted model, not a curated record. Gene Ontology annotation, molecular function: DNA-binding transcription factor activity; RNA polymerase II cis-regulatory region sequence-specific DNA binding. Gene Ontology annotation, biological process: regulation of transcription by RNA polymerase II. Bases 1645 to 3225 code for a protein of 526 amino acids.
AUUUACCUCUCCACCUUUGACACAAGGCAACUGGGUAGGGAAAGAGCAAGACUUUUUAGAUUAAGCCCAGAACAGAGGUAUCUCUCCAAUGAGGAGGUGGCCCUUGGUUCUGGGAACGGGGCUUGGAGGAGGAAUGGCAAUGCAGUUUGGGUGUUCAGGAUCUAGGAAUGGGGGAGAGCCUUGGGAGCUUAGGAACAGGAGAAAGGAAAAGCUCUGCCAGUUCUCACCCAGUGGCCCUGUGCUCAGCAGGUACUAGCAGGGACUGAAGGUUCUGUGACUGAGGAAUCAGACCAGCUCAAAUAGCCACAGCUGCCAUGUAGCAUGUGGGCUUCACUAGGAUAUGAGGGCAUUAUGAAGAAAGGGGCAGAAAAACUCACUGUUUAGUUUCCAUGUAAGAGUUUAUUGUCCUGAAUUCCUGAUGGUUCAGUGGAAAGCAGAAGAGUCUUUUUCACGUGUUGAGUUCUGCCCCAUAUGCAUGGUUGUGGUAUAGGAAGAUGGGGUAUGUUGAUUUGAAGCCCCAAAGGGCAUACUCCUAACAUUCGGGAGUGGUUUCUCAAUACUGACCUUACCUGAGAAAAGCUUAGUGAAGGAAAAUGAGCAACAGUCAGGAAUGGCUCUUUCUCUGGUAAAAGUCCUAUUUUCAUUUAUUGUUUGUUCUCUCCUUCCUGAAAUGCUGUUUUGAGGACAUGCUAAUCUCUGACUCUCAAAUAUCCUACCUAACACAUUUCCUAACUCACCAAUAGCCUUACCUUAGCCCCUUCUUAUCUUCUGACUGAUACCAUUAUAUUGUGAACCUGUGAAAGAACUAGUGAAGUGAUUUCGUUUAGGGGGUCAUAUGGGUGGGGCUUCACACCCAGACAUGGAGUAAAGAUGGGGAGUGUGCCCCAUGAGGUAAAUGAGGUUGGCCAGUAGGGAUUUAUUUCAGGGGCCAAUCUGGAUGCACUCAGCUCUUUGUGGAUCAGGAUUAAAGAAACAUUAGUGGUGAAUUAAUGUCAGGAAUACCUGACAAAUCCUGGAAAAGAAGAUUGAUGAGAAGAACUUUGUUCUACCUGAUUAUGUAAUGCAUUUGAAGCUUAACAACGAAUCAGUGUAUAUCUGGCCUCAAAAUAUUAAUGACUUGGGAGAGAAGGGAGAAUUUACAAACUGAGCCAUGACAGGUUAAGGUGGCAGUUCAUCCACAGGGUAGAGUGUGUUUUAUUCUGUUAUUGCUUGAAAAUGGAAUCAACCUAAAUGUAGGAGGAUUUUCAAAUCAUUCACAGCAUAUUCCAAGGAAACCUUGGUGUUCAUGGAUUUCUAAAGAUUGCUGCAUUGGAUGCUUCUUAGCACACUGACUUCUCUGCAGAUGUCUGAGGGUUCCUCCACUUUGGGAAUGUGAGCCUCAGCGAAUGGACUUACUUUUCACAUAGAGACAGAAGAGAAACCUUGAAGUGAUGCAUGGCACAGUCUCCUCCUUCCCCCAGGAAGAAGGACCUUUGGACCUGACCUGACCUUCAGGCCCUGAAAUCUGCAAGCCUGCUGCCUUCUCCAGUCCAGUCCACCCCACUCACCUGCCUUCAGUCUGCUCUCACCUUCUGGAACACAACAGAUUUGCCACCUUAGCGCUUGGACUGUGUGAGUGAAAACCCAGUGGCUGUGCUAGUGAUAAUGCAAUCACAGGAAUCCAUGACCUUUGAGGAUAUAGUUGUAGACUUCACCCAGGAAGAAUGGGACCUGCUGGACACAUCCCAGAGAAAGCUGUUUAGAGAUGUGAUGCUAGAGAACAUUAGUCAUCUAGUCUCUGUUGGCAAACAGCUCUGCAAAUCAGGUGUGCUUUUCCCUUUGGAGCAAGGAAAAGAACUCUCAGAAGGAAUAAGUGUUCUGCAAGGCCAGAGUCCAGGUAUGGAAGGUUACCCUAUAAAACGAGAAAUGAUAUCCAUGCAACACACCUAUAAAAAGGACACAUCCAUGAAUGGUGCAAUGCAGAGACCUCAUACUCAAGAAGAUUCUUCUGAAUGUAAUGAUUUGGGAGAGGAUUUCACUGAACAUAUUACAUUGACUCAAAAUGUGAUGACUCACAUGGGAAAGAUACAUUGUGUAAGCAAAGAAUUUGGGAAAUCUUUCAGUGACUGGUCAUUCUUUAAUCAACAUAAGGAAAUACACACUAGCUAUAAAUCAUGUGAAAGUCAUCUGUGUGGUUAUGCCUUUAUUCAAAGUUCUUCCCUUAGAUCACACAAUAAGACUCACUCUGGAGAGAUAACAUUUGAAUGUCAUGUAUGUGGGAAAAUCUUCAGUAAAAGUUCUAAUCUUAGACGACAUGAGAUGAUUCACACUGGACAGAAGCCACAUGGAUGUCACCUAUGUGGGAAGGCCUUCACUCAUUGCUCUGACCUUAGAAAACAUGAGAGAACUCACACUGGAGAGAAACCAUAUAGAUGUCAUCUAUGUGGGAAAGCCUUCAGUAAAAGUUCGAAUCUUAGACGACAUGAGGUGAUUCACACUAGAGAGAAAGUACAUGGGUGUCAUCUAUGUGGGAAAGCAUUCUCUAAUUGCUCUGACCUUAGAAAACAUGAGAGAACUCACUUUGGGGAGAAACCAUAUGGGUGUCAUCUAUGUGGAAAGGCUUUCAGUAAAUGUUCUUAUCUUAGACAACAUGAGAGAACUCACAGUGGAGAGAAACCAUAUGAAUGUCAUCUGUGUGGAAAAGCCUUCUCUCAAUGUUCUCACCUUAAACAACAUGAGAGGAGUCACAAUGGAGAGAAACCACACGGAUGUCAUUUUUGUGGAAAAGCCUUCACUGAAUCUUCUGUGCUUAAACGACAUGAGAGAACUCACACUGGAGAAAAACCAUACAACUGUCAUGUAUGUGGCAAAGCCUUCACGGAAUCUUCUGACCUUAGACGACACAAGAGAACUCACACUGGAGAGAAACCGUAUGAAUGCCAUCUGUGUGGAAAAGCCUUCAAUCACUCUUCUGUCCUUAGACGACAUGAGAGAACACACACUGGAGAGAAACCAUAUGAAUGCAAUAUAUGUGGUAAAGCCUUCAAUAGAAGUUAUAAUUUUAGACUUCAUAAGAGAGUUCACACUGGAGAGAAACCAUAUAAAUGUGCUCUAUGUGGGAAAGCCUUCAGUAAAUGUUUUAACCUUAGACAACAUGAGAGAACUCACACUAUAAAGACAAUAAAUGUGGACGAUUCUUCAGACAUAGCUUCAACCCCUAAAUACACUAGAGGACUAACACAUUGAAGAAACAUUAUGUCUGUAAUUGUGGAAGAAGCUUUAGCCAUCAUUACUGCUUCACUCAACCUAAGUUAGUUUAAGAUGGAGAGAUUCCAUAUGUAUUUUAUCUAUGUGGCUCAAACUGUAGACAUUGGACUGAUCAUGUACAGCAUGAGAGAACUCACACUAUAAAUCAAAUGAAUAUGGAAGAAUCUUUAUCCACAGCUCUGUUUAACAAAAGGGGGGAAGCACAUCUCAGAGAAAUUCUGUGCUUGUCAACAAUGUGGAAAUAACCUCAUUUAUAAUUCAUCCUUUAAAGAAUUGAAUAAAAUCCACAAGAGAAGAACCCUAACUGCAAUUGCUGUACACUCUUAUUUAGCUAAACACCAGUCUUGGUAUGCACAAGAAAAUUCAGCGUGGGGUAACUGCUCAAACAGUAAAUAAGUGAAAAUAUUUGUUGCUAGGUAGAUGAAGCCUCUUGGACAAUUCCAGAUAUUCAUAGUGGAGAAGUUAUUCAAUGAGAAAUUGUUUUAUUAAUAGAGUAACACUUAUAUAUUAGGCCAGGAUUCACAUGGUAUAAAACACUCCCAAUGUCAUGAAUGAAGGAAACUCUUCAGUUAUUACUUAUUCCUUAGUUAAUAGCAGUAUUUGGCCACUGAGGAGAAAACAGUCUGAUACAAAAGUGGAAAAGCCUUCAUGUAGAUUUCAUGUCUGAAAAGUCAAACUGUAAGAAAAAUUUAAAAAGCCAUUAAGCAUAUGAUUUUGCAAAAAAUUGGAAUUUUGACCAAAGAUUUGUUGUUGAAAACAUGUAGGAUAAAAUGUAAAAUUCUGAAGUGAUCUGGGAGUAUUGAAUGCAGAAUUUUGUAAUAAGUAACAAAGAUUAAACACAAUUAGUAGUGGCAGAAAUGCAGGUAGUAAGUGCUGUUGCUGAAUAAUCUAAUGUUAUCUAAUGUUGGUAAAAUUCUAGGCUUUUUAUACAGUUUUAAACACAUAAAUUGGGGCCAAUUAGAAAAUAACAUUGAAUAGAACUGAUACAUGUAGAACACAAAAAUUAUAUGUCCUAACUAUAAUAUUAGUGGUAUAUGUGUACAUGGCAAUGAUAAAAUGAAACAUCGAUUAUUAAACACACACUUAACAGGUAAAAUGUCAUGGUACAUAACUUUGCCUCCUUUAUUUAGAAACCACUUUAUUGAAGUGUAAUUGACAGUACAAGAACGUAUACAUGUUUAAUGUGUACAACUUAGAGAUACAUUUACACUCAUGAAAUCAUAUAUGCCAUCUAAGCCAUAAACACAUUUAUCCCCUCCAAAGGUUUUGUCCUUUGCUCUUUUCAUUAUUUUUUCUUUGUGAUAAAAAUACUUACAUAAGGUCAACCAUCAUAGCAAAUUUUUAAGUAAAUAUUACAGUGUUAAAUAUAGGCAGUAUGUUGUAAAAUUUACCUCCUUUUAAAAUUUAAUACUGCAAAAUAUUUAAAGUAAUUGGAAAUGAAUCUAUUCAAAUAAAAAUUGGCAGUCCUUUGUAAUUGUGGGUACAUUAGUGUGAACAUUUCCCAGAAAUCAGAAUCAGAGUGUCAUUCUGUGCAAUAGAAUUUUGUUGCCAAGGGCUUUUUUCUAAAACAAAUGAGGACAUGGAAGAAGAGUGGAGACAUUUGGAGUAUCCUAUUUUCAGGAUGCCUUAUAUACUUACACUAAUUUAUGUAAUAAAAAAAAGCACUGACCCUUCUAGGGACAGGCAGAAUACUGUUUAGCAAAGGUGGCAGAAUAGAAAGGAGCCAUGACAAUCUGAUCUUGCACAUAUUUUCCAGUGACAAUGACCAUGAAUCUACAAAUCACCAACUAGAAAUGAGUCUCUCGAGUCCCAGCCCCUCCAUACAUGCAGAGGCUGAGAAAUAAAGUUGGAGCUUCUCUACCAGAAUGACAAGAGAAGGCUCCGUUCUUGGGUACACAUUUGGAAAUUAUUAAUAUCCCUGUUUCAAACAUGGGAAAACAGAACAUAGAUGCUUAUAAUUAAUCUAGCCCAUGUUUUUCUGAGGGAUAUGCAACACCCUCCUCAAAUAUUUCUGUGCUCUAGUUUGUAUAUUUUAUGUGGCUGCUUUUAUAAGUUUGCAAAUGUUUUCUAUGUGUAAUGUUUGUUAAACACCUCCACCCAUGGACCAUAGCUUGUCAAACUCAGCACUUGUGCACUUCUUUAUCUUUUCAGUCACUUCUUACUAUUUUCUCUAUUUUGCACUACAUACUUACAGUUACUAUAAAUUACUUUUCUCCUGA